CCAUAAAUACUCUUUUUUUUUUCUUUUACUAAUUUUCCUUCUUUAUUUUAUUUUAUUUUAUUUUAUAAAUUUUUUUGCAAUUCUGUUUCUUCUCUCACAAGCCCUCAUUACUGUGAGGGAUUUUCUUCUUCGAUCUUUGCUUUAUCAGGUUUCCACUUUUAGGUUUUUCUCAUGGCGUCCAAGCGGAUCUUGAAGGAACUCAAGGAUCUGCAGAGGGAUCCUCCUACGUCUUGCAGUGCUGGUCCUGUAGCUGAAGAUAUGUUUCACUGGCAAGCAACCAUAAUGGGACCUCCAGACAGUCCCUAUGCUGGUGGUGUUUUCCUUGUCACCAUUCACUUCCCUCCAGACUACCCAUUUAAGCCUCCCAAGGUAGCAUUCCGAACAAAGGUAUUCCACCCAAAUAUAAACAGCAACGGAAGCAUUUGCCUGGACAUAUUGAAAGAGCAGUGGAGCCCUGCCCUAACCAUUUCUAAGGUGUUGCUCUCGAUCUGUUCUUUGUUAACGGAUCCUAAUCCCGACGAUCCGUUGGUGCCAGAGAUUGCUCAUAUGUACAAGACAGACAGGAACAAGUACGAAACCACUGCAAGGAGCUGGACCCAGAAGUAUGCCAUGGGGUAAAUGGUGUAUCCCAAUCUCUAGCUUGUAAUUUGGGAGUCUAUUGUGAUUUUAAAUAUAUAUAUAUAUAUCUGGCAAUUUGUAUGCAAUUGUAAUUCUGUUUCCAUCCCCUCUGAAAAAGAAAUGCACCAAAUAUUUGGUGCAACGAUAGCUUUGUGAAAGAAGGUAAAGGCAUGUUUUUCCCUUGUUGUUGUCCAUGGAUAAUGUGAGCUCUGUUUAGGGUUUUGUAUUGGAAUGUAAUUGUGCUGAAUUCCUUGAACAUCAU
This is a messenger RNA of Benincasa hispida (wax gourd), 880 nucleotides long. Its product is annotated as ubiquitin-conjugating enzyme E2 10. NCBI's taxonomy places the organism in Eukaryota, Viridiplantae, Streptophyta, Magnoliopsida, Cucurbitales, Cucurbitaceae. The record is from RefSeq and is a predicted model, not a curated record.